AUGCUGAACCUUGGUCCGGUGAAAAGCGCCUACGAAACGGGAUGUCGACGAGAAGCAAAACCAAACGAAUCGCCGCCGAGAACCGACAAGGUGUCGACGCACCAUCAGAAGCAGCCAGCAGCCGACAGCAAUCAUCACCUCCUCUCAUGUAUGGCACAAUGGGCGGAUGUUUCGAUAUCGAUGCCGCACAUGGCAAUCGUCAGCGUCGAUGAGGAACCACAGAACUUUGAUGCUGCUACGGGAUUAGAGGCGAAAUGUCCAAUGUGUCGGACAUUGACUACGGCAGCUGCAGAUGAAGACCGCGGAGAGCGGUUGAGGGCCGCCUACCCUACUACGUACGCGGAACGGGAAGCAGAGGAGUCCGCUGAGAUCGAGAGUGGGGAGAGCAUUCAGACCAUUACGGUCUACAUCGGCAACAGGCACGAAAUUGUCUCUCGCACGGAGGAGACACACAACACGCACCAGUGGACUUUCUUCAUUCGACCUAGCCGGACGGACAUCAUCGAGGAGGUCCACAUCCAUCUCCACCCGACUUUUCGACAGAGCCACAUCGUCCGCACUCGACCCCCGUACGCAGUCCAACGCCUAGGCUGGGGCGUCUUCCCAAUACUUGCGGAUGUCAUCUUGAAAGCCGGGUACAGCUGGGUGUCAUCCGAUGCGGAAGAUUCACCGGAUGGAGCGCCCAAGGGUAUGCUCAGGUUGGAGUGGAUGUUGGACUUCUCGAGCUUCAACGCAACGGGUGCAAUGGGGAGGUGUAGAUUGAAGGUGAAGAGUGAUCGCGACUGGAACGAUGGGGAGGCCGCGAGGGAUCGGAGAGAAUGGGAGAGAGUUGUCAGGCAGUACGAGCGAGAUGGGCGAUAUGAGCCUGACUUGGUUGAUUGA
Saxophila tyrrhenica is the source of this 882-nucleotide messenger RNA. RefSeq lists its product as uncharacterized. Gene Ontology annotation, biological process: chromatin remodeling; regulation of transcription by RNA polymerase II. The record is from RefSeq and is a predicted model, not a curated record. The transcript has 2 exons. Gene Ontology annotation, cellular component: NuA4 histone acetyltransferase complex. The coding region runs from base 1 to 882 and encodes 293 amino acids. Lineage: Eukaryota; Fungi; Ascomycota; Dothideomycetes; Mycosphaerellales; Extremaceae. Gene Ontology annotation, molecular function: histone binding.